AUGAGGAUGAUGCUGAAGGUAAUGGUGACGAACCGUGGAAAUUGAAUGUGGAGAAAUUGGUAUUUUUGAAAAAUAAUUUUAGGCGAAUGCCUAUAAAUUUAGUAAAGAUGACUCAUACUACAUUGAGAGAACUUACGGUUGAUCGUGCAACGGUUGAGUUACUAACUGAAAUCACACAACGAUGUGUAAAUCUUGUAUAUUUGGCAAUUGGAAUUUCUUCGAUACCUAUCGAUGAGUUAUAUAGAAUCUCAAGUAUGAAACUUGAAGUAUUAGUUAUUGGUUGGAACCUUUCUAAUACAGAGAAUAUAGAGCUAUCGAAGGAAGAAUGCGAAAAACUAGGAAAAUUUUUACCAACGUCAUUACGUCAUCUAUAUAUUGACUUCCCAAUGACACCAUCACAACUCGAAGUGGUUCUUCAUAAUUGUGUUAUGCCACCCAUCAUUAGUUUAAAGUUUGGAUUAUCAGAUUUUGAGAAAUGUGCCAUAGCAGUUUUAAAGCGUGCGAAGGAGACUAAUGGAUUUCAAGAGGUGAGGAUUGUAAGACCGACACUAAAAGCUGUAACUAUGAUAGAAAAGAUAUUACAAAAGGAGAAAUGGGAAAAAAGCCUUAUUCGUAUGGUAGGAUUUGGACGAAUAAUUGGAAUUAAAGUUGGAAUAGAGCGUGAAGAACCAUUUGGGACUCGUGAAAUACAACACUAA
Racocetra persica is the source of this 698-nucleotide messenger RNA. The record is from the annotation of a GenBank genome assembly. NCBI's taxonomy places the organism in Eukaryota, Fungi, Glomeromycota, Glomeromycetes, Diversisporales, Gigasporaceae.